AUGUCAUCAUCAUCACUUAAACCAUUAGAAGAUCAAAUUGCAGGACACACUGAAGAGGAUGGAGGAAGUGAAAAUAUCCCAAGAUUUUUAAAAUCUGAUGAAGGGUAUGUAUUUAAACCAGUACCAACAACAAGAGGUGGUAAAGAAUUAGAAUUUUAUAAAUCAUUAGAUAAAUAUGAUAAAACUUUAGUUGAAUUCUUACCAAAAUAUAUUAGAACUGAAAUUGUAAACAAUAUUCCAUAUAUGGGUAUUGAAGAUUUAACAUAUGGAUAUUUAGAAGAUUUUGCAAAUGUUGCAGAUAUUAAAAUGGGUACAAGAACUUAUGAUAAUAGUGCAACUGAAGAAAAGAUUAAAGCAGAAGAACAUAAAUCAAGUAAAACUACAACCAAAUCAUUGGGUAUUAGAUUUUGUGGUGCAAAACUUGUGCAUCCAAAUACUGGUGAAAAAACUAAACUUUCAAAAGUUUGGGGUAAACAAUUGAAACAUGAUAGAAUCUAUGAAGAUGGUAUUAAAAGAUUCUUUUGGCAUCCAGAUAGAUCGGUAAAAGAGAAUCAAUUAAUAGUUAAAUCAUUUCUAAAUAAAUUGGAAAGAUUAUUAACUUUUUUCGAAAAUAAUCAACAAUUUGCAUUCUAUAGUAGUUCUUUAUUAUUUGUUUAUGGUCCAACCGAUUCAAAUAAAUCGAAAUUACGUGACACUAUAACUUUGGUUUCUGAUGACUCAAAUAUUGGUAUCAGUUUGAAAAUGAUUGAUUUCGCUCAUGUAGAUCCAUUAACUCCACCAACAAAAGAUGAAAGUUAUAUUUUUGGUUUAAAAAAUUUAAUUUCAUUUUUUAAUCAAUUAUUAUCUGAAAAUUAA
This is a messenger RNA of Dictyostelium discoideum AX4, 855 nucleotides long. RefSeq lists its product as hypothetical. Gene Ontology annotation, biological process: inositol phosphate biosynthetic process. Gene Ontology annotation, molecular function: inositol-1,3,4,6-tetrakisphosphate 5-kinase activity; kinase activity. The record is from RefSeq and is a predicted model, not a curated record. The transcript is spliced from 3 exons. Bases 1 to 855 code for a protein of 284 amino acids. NCBI's taxonomy places the organism in Eukaryota, Evosea, Eumycetozoa, Dictyosteliales, Dictyosteliaceae.